Messenger RNA from Tachyglossus aculeatus (Australian echidna), 2306 nucleotides. RefSeq names its product coiled-coil domain containing 157 (gene CCDC157). The record is from RefSeq and is a predicted model, not a curated record. The coding region runs from base 107 to 2086 and encodes 659 amino acids. The transcript is spliced from 11 exons. Lineage: Eukaryota; Metazoa; Chordata; Mammalia; Monotremata; Tachyglossidae.
GGCCGGAGCGGCCUAGCGCUUUCUCCUCAGCGACGGGGCCCGAGCCCGAGGAUCGGGCAGGAGGCUGGGGACCGUGGCCACUCCGGCCAGCGAGCCGGCGGGGAGGAUGGACCAGCCGCCGAGAGCCCCGGCCUGCAUGGACGGCCUGCGGCAGGACCUGACGGACCUGCAGGGAGCUGUGCUGGACGUCUUCUCCCGGGCCGGGGUCGUGCGCCGCCCGUCCUGGAAGUUCCCCGACAAGCUGUCCUGCGAUCUGGACCUGGUGGCCCUGCUGGACCGCUACGACCGCGUGGACGGCGACCCCGAGUUCUCCCAGCCGGCCCACGUCGUCCUCCUGGAGCUGGUGAUCGACAGGCUGCUGCUACUCCUCCAGAGUUUCUCGAGCUACACGGACAGUCUCACCGGCCGCCGGACGGGACCCCCGGCUCACCCCGAAGGGCCCCGCACCUCCGUCGGCCUCGCCGCCCUCCGGGCCUGGAACGGCCUGCUGAGCCUGGGAGCCCUCGGCCGGCAGGCAGCCCCCCAGUCGGGAGGUCAGGAAACCCUCCCCUCCCCGGAGCCUCCGCCCGGGAGCCCGGAGGCCGGGACGAGGCCCCGGCCGAAUGCCCGCGCGGCCCACUCCCAGACGGCGGAGACGUCCCCGCUGCCCUGCGGCGCCUGCGCCCGGGCCCAGGGCAACCUCCUGGACGCCAGCCGUGCCAUCGCCGGCCUGUGCCGCAGCCAGAACCUCCCGUCCUCCCUGGAGGCCUUCCAGCGGGCGCUGGACCGGGCCGGUGCCCGCCUUCCCCUGGAGGCCGCCGACCUGGGCCACUGGGCCUCGGAGCAGGGCAAGGACGUGGCCCGCCUGGAGAAGCACCUGCGGGCGCUGGGAGAGCAGGUGGGCCCGCUCAGGGCGCGGCUCGCCGAGGCCGAGGGCGGGAAGGGGCAGCUCCGGGCCCGGGCGCGGGAGCUGGAGGCCGCGCUGCGGCGCGGACGGGAGGAGCGGGAACGGCUCGGGGCCGAGGCCGAGCGGGCGCUGCGGGACAAGGACGGCGACUGCCAGAGGGCCCUGGCCACCCUGCAGAGGGACAAGGAGCGGCUGCAGUCCGAAUCAGCCGUGCUGAAGCGGAAGGUGUCCGCCUUGACGGAGGAGACGAAGGAACACCAGGCCCUCAAGCAAGCCCUGGAGACCCGGGUCAGCCGGCUGGAGGACCAGGUGCAGCUGCUGAGCGGGAGGCUGGACGACGCCGGCCGGAGGCUCGAGCGGGCCGGCACCGAGCUGGACAAGGAGAAGGCCAGAGUGGAAAGCAUGGCCCGUCACCAGGAGGCUCUGCAGGCCAAGCACAGGAUCCUGACCCAGCAGCUGAGCGGCGUGGCCCGGGAGCGGGAGGAGCUGCGGGCAAGCCUGGGGGCGGCCGACGAUGCCCGCCUGCGGCUGGAGGCCGAGAUGGGGCAGCUGCAGUGCCAGCUGACCGCUCAGCGGGAGCUGCUGCAGAGCCUGCAGCACGAGAACCAGAGGCUGGAAGGGGCGGCCCAGGAUUCCCGGCUGACCGUCUCCGAGCUGGAAGGGCUGGUCCGGCAGCUGAGGGAACGGGAACGGCUGCUUGUGGCCUUCCCUGCCCUCCACGUCCCGCCGGAGGCACAGUGGGAGAGUUCCGGGGACGUGGCCGAAGACAUGGAGCGCCAGCUGCGGGCCAACACCGUCCGCCUGCACGGCCUGGAGGAGGAGAACCGGCGGCUCCGGGCCUCGCUGGCCAAGGUGAAGGAGGGGGCCCAGCGGGGGACACUCCGGAUGAUCCCGCAAACCCAACUCUGGUCCCAGCCCCCUGGGGGGGCCCCGGAAUGUGCGGCCACUUCUCCGAGCGUCUCCUCAGGCCACGCGACCGCAUCCGACAGCCAGGCCAGCCGAGAGUGCCCGGGUCCUCCGCGUGGCGAUGCUCAGGACGGGACCCCGCCUCUCCCCCCAACCGGCCUGCUCGUCCCCCCGCGCCCCGUGGACCUCGUAACCCUGUCGGCCGCCAGCCCCGUGAGCGAGCUGGCCAGACUGAGGGGCGCGGGGCUGAGGAGGGGCCGGGCCCGGUCCGCGCCCGGGCACCGGCGCAGGUAGACGUGGGGGCGCGGGGAGCGAGAGGGGCCACCCGGGGAGCAAGGAGAGAGAGAAAAUGAGCGUGCUCCCCUGCUGAGCGGUUCCCCGGGCUCUAGUCUUAGAGGGGAGGGACCUGCGGAUCGGAUCGGGAAAAACAAGGCGGAGCGGCCGCGUCUGUUGGGACAGAGGCCAGGAACUCUGCCUGUCAUUUCCAGAGAAAGGGAGAGGAAGGUGGGGGUGG